This is a messenger RNA of Cyprinus carpio (common carp), 2970 nucleotides long. RefSeq names its product probable polypeptide N-acetylgalactosaminyltransferase 8. Gene Ontology annotation, cellular component: Golgi apparatus. The transcript is spliced from 11 exons. NCBI's taxonomy places the organism in Eukaryota, Metazoa, Chordata, Actinopteri, Cypriniformes, Cyprinidae. Bases 313 to 2100 code for a protein of 595 amino acids. The record is from RefSeq and is a predicted model, not a curated record.
UUUAUAUGUAAUAAGUGUUGAUGUAUUGUGGUGCCUGCCUGGUUCCUUUUACUGAAUGAUAUCCUGAAUGAUAUGAUUGAUAUUUUUAAAAGUGAAUAGUUGUGUCUAAUGUUUAACUCCACCACCUCUACCAGGACUCCAUGUUCUGUUUCCUCCCUUUCAAUCUAGCAUGAUUAAUAAAGAUCAAGUUAAGAUCAGAUAGCAAACUUUACAGUCACAGAGCUAUAACCAUAAAGCAUUGACAAGUGACAGCCUCACGGAAUCUAGAAAAUCUUUACAAAUAUUUCAGAACUGGGAUAUUUGCUGAUCAUCAUGAGAAUAAGCUUUGUGAAGACUUUGUUUCCAGUCUUGUCUGUCACUGUGGUGUUUCUCUAUGUGAGCUUGAUGAGGAAUAAUAUUCAUACUCAAGAGAUGCAGCUCCACCAAGUCCAGCAGAACUUUUCGUUACACAGUGCACUCAUCCUCAACAAGCUGGACAAACUGGAGGCUCAUUUAAAUGCAGUGGAAGAGAGAAGCCUCAAAGAGAAAAAUGAGAAGAAGCCAGCAAAGAAGCUGUUCCCAAACUCAUACCUCUUCAAGGAAUGGACUGUUGAACUCUCUGAGGAUGACCAGAGGAAGGCUGAGGAGCUCUUUCAGAAAUACGGCUAUAAUGCCUUCCUUAGUGACCAGUUGCCUCUGGACCGGGAGCUGCCAGACACUCGAGACCACAGAUGCAUUGGCCGUGAAUACCCCCAUAAUCUGCCCACCCUCAGCGUGGUGCUGAUUUAUCUGGAUGAGGCUCUGUCUGUCAUUCAAAGAGCCAUUUGCAGCAUCAUCAACAGAACUCCAGCCCACCUGCUCAAAGAGAUCAUACUGGUGGACGACCACAGCACAAAUGAAGAUCUGAAAACACAGCUACAUGUGUAUAUCAGCUCCAUCAAUGAGAAGCACCCAGGCCUGGUGAAGAUGGUGACCCAUUCAGAGCAGAAAGGACUUUCCCAGGCCAGAAUCUCAGGGUGGAAGGCUGCCACUGGGGAUGUGGUUGCCAUUUUAGACGCCCACAUUGAGGUCCAUGUCAAAUGGGCGGAGCCUCUGCUUGCACGUAUCCAGGCUGACCGUACGCUGGUCCUGAGCCCUGUGUUUGAUAAAGUCAAUUAUUAUGACUUGCAGGUGACAAAGCGGUUCGCCUCUGCUCAUGGUUUUGACUGGGCUCUCUGGUGCAUGUACGUGGGAUUCCCUCAGAAGUGGUACGAUCAAAAUGACCCUUCACAGCCAGAAAAGAGUCCCUCUGUAAUGGGAAUACUUGUGGUUGAUCGCCUGUUCUUUGGUGAGAUUGGGACUCUGGACGGAGGGAUGGAGGUGUAUGGAGGAGAGAAUGUUGAAUUAGGAAUACGGGUGUGGCUGUGUGGAGGAAGUGUAGAGAUUAUACCCUGCUCUAAAAUUGCUCACAUUCAGAGGGGACACAAACCAUAUGUAACUGAUCUUAACAAUGUCAUGAAGAGAAAUGCACUCAGAGUGGCAGAAGUUUGGAUGGAUGAAUACAAAAUAAAUGUGAACAUCGCCUGGGGUCUUCCUAUACAGAAACAUGGGAUAGACAUUGGUGAUGUAUCAGAAAGAAAAAAGCUGAGAGGGAGGCUAAAAUGCAAGCCAUUUAAAUGGUAUCUGGAAAAUGUCUAUCCUGAGUUAAAUCCCAUGAAUGAUUUACUUGGUUAUGGAGUGCUGAUUAAUGAUCUGCAAACAAGUAUUUGUUUGGAUAAGGGGCCACUUGAGGAGAACACACCCAUUUUAUAUCCAUGUCAUUUUACGGGAACACAGGUACUCUUCCUAACAGCACGUGGUGAGAUAUUUGCACAUCCUCUUCAGUCCCUUAAAAACAAUAGGAACCGCUGUCUAAUUGAUCCCGGCUCAGACAGGUUUCCAGAUCUGUCCUGGUGUUCAGACACUGAAAAACCAAAACACAUGUACUGGGAUUUCAAACAGGGACAGGCCAUACAGAACAGAGAAACCAAACGCUGUCUGGAGAUCAGCGCUGACCAGACAGGGAAGUAUGAAAAGAACGUUUUUCUUCAGGACUGCAGAAACCAACACUGGAAGAUACAGAAUGUAAUUCAGGACUUUUGAAAUGCAAGAUUAAAUCAAUCUACAUAAAUGCAGCUGAAAUGGUUUUGGUCGAUGGGAUCACAAGAAGAUGAGAGAGACACAUUCCCAUUUACCUGUUUUAUAUAAUUUGUCUCUUUUGUCCACUUUUGACCACUUUCAUGAUUUAUUUUAGGGCAGAUCUAUGGGUAGGGCUUUUUCUGACCUUUCACUCUAAUAUUGCCAAAUAGGCUCCUGCAAUUUAUAUAUGAAUGCAAAAAGAGACUAUAGAAGAUGAUACGAAGAGCGGCAGCUUUCGUUUCUGCUCAGAUAGCUGCAUAACUACGCUGAACGCUGUGAGAUUGUUAGAAUCAGGACUGGUAAGAAAUCAUUGUGCUUUUUACUUUUUUCCCUUCAAAGCAAACUUACGAUUUCAGACGGCAAGGUUAAAUCCUGUCUGGCUAGCACGCUUCAACAACACAUCCCAAAAUGUUAAAGAAUUUGGUCAGUAGGCGGAAAGAAGGGGAUCUUUAGUGAAUGCAUUUGAACACAUGAGAGUCUACACUGUGAAAGUACUGUGAAAGUGGGUUUGGCAUUUUUGAGGCAGAUAGGCACUACUGGGGUUCUUCAAGUAAAUGAGCGGUUCAGGUGACAGAAAUGUUUGAGAACCCCUGAUAAGGAGCAGGGAAAGACUCAAGCAUCCCCAGACUUCACAAAGGAUAUACAGUUUGCAAAAUAUAUCAAUGAAUGGAAGUUUAUGUUUUGUUAUGAAAUCAAUGUAUCUUUCUUGAAUAAAAAAAAAAAAAAACAAUAAUCAUAGUUUGCCCUGUUCCUAAUAGCCCACUAUAGGGGCAUGUUGUCACAGAAUCUCAAUGUAUAUUAAAGCAGUAGUUCAACCAAAAGUGAUUCUUUCAU